CGUAAACUACAACAGCUGAAACUUCUAAAAUGUCUCUUGUCCGUUGACGCUUCGCUUGCGUUUUGAGGGUGGAUUUUAACAAAACCGCCACAUAUUUCUUAAUUUACUCUCAUUUUUUCAACAAAAUGUGCCUUUAGUUCAAGUUAUUAGGACAUUUCCGCUUCGGUUGCCAUUCUUGCAUUCGCGUGGUCCGUGUUUGUCCGGUCUGGUAUUUCAUUUCAUUAGUGUUUACGGAAGCGGGGGCAAUGGCUUUUAGAAUACAUGAAGAUCAAGAAAAUGCCUCUUUAGGCUUAAGAAAAGACAGUGCUGAUGUGUUUGGUAACCAACGUCGAGCCCUGGGCGACCUCAGCCAGUUUGCAUGCAACCAAAGUCGGAAUUUGAAACUCCCGGGGCUGACCAACGGGUCUUGCAAAGUUCAAGAUGAGAACAGAACAAUGCGUCAGAUUAAAAAUGAAAAGAACAUCGUACCACCCGUGGCGCAAUUUCGCGCCUUUAGCGUUUAUGAAGACAAACCCACGGAGGCCGAGGUCAAGAAAAGAGAGCACACAUUUAAGCCUUUUGUUGCUAAAGAUACCAAGAAGGAUAGCAUAUUUGUCAGUAACGAGAGUACAAAAACGCUGUGCCUUCAAGCUGAGAAGAAACCAGAUCGGCUGAUCGAACCGCCUUCAGUUCGGCCUCUACAAGAGAAGAAAAAUGUGGUGGAAUCUCCAAUGUCAGUUGUGGACACCAGUGUGCUCUCUAUGUCAAUCUCCAGGAAUGAGAGUCAGAUCAUUGAUGAUGAAGAUGACGACACAACCACUGCACAAACUGAUCGGGAGAUGUUCUUCCAUGUGGUGGAAUACCGUCAAGACAUUUAUGAGUACAUGAAGGAGAUUGAGGCCAAGAACCGAGCCAACCCCCGCUAUAUGCGCAAGCAGCCAGACAUUACACACAUGAUGCGUUCUAUCCUCAUUGACUGGCUGGUUGAAGUGUGUGAUGAGUACAACCAGCAGAGUGAGACCUUGCAUCUGGCUGUGUCUUACGUGGACAGGUUCCUGUCUUAUAUGAGCGUUGUGCGCACUAAACUUCAGCUUGUGGGCACAGCUGCUACUUACAUUGCUGCUAAAUAUGAAGAAGUGUAUCCACCAGAAGUGUCAGAGUUUGUGUACAUCACAGACGACACAUAUACGAAGCGUGAGGUAUUGCGCAUGGAACAUCUCAUCCUGAAAGUCCUGUCAUUCGAUCUGUCUACACCAACCUCCCUUGCCUUCUUGUCUCACUACUGUAUUUCAAAUGGGCUUUCCAAGAAGACAUUCCACCUUGCUGCUUAUCUUGCUGAACUUUGCUUGCUGGAGGCGGAUCCCUACCUGCAGUUCAAGCCAUCAAUCAUUGCGGCAAGUGCACUUGCGACCGCACGUCACUGUCUUCUGUGUGAGCGCUGUACAGGCGAGGACUGCGAGAGGCGUGACUCUCGCGACGGGAAAGAAACAAGGCCUCACGCUAGUUGUAGUGCCCUGGCCUGGCCCGCCGCGCUCGUCACCUGCUCCGGCUACUCCCUGGCGGACCUUGAUGGCUGCCUCCGGGAACUUGCACGCACACACUCUCACGCCUCGCUACAACCUUACCAAGCUGUACCCGACAAGUACAAGAGCAACAAAUUUGAUGGCGUGUCAACGGUCGAGCCGAGACCAAUGUUCUCAGUGCCCAAGUACCAGCCUCCAGCGCCAGCCAACGCCGCCAGGCCGGCUGACAAUACUCGAAGCAGCUAGUGAAUUCCCUCGAUAAAUAAUAGGUCAUCGUGUUACUUAGAAUUAGUCCAAUUGACUUGAUUUGUAUGAGCUGGAUGAGACCGAAUUAAGUGUUGAUGCAAACAUUGUGCAUGUAAUAUCAUUUGCUCAGUCAGUUGGUUAUUUCAGUUUCGCAAACAAUAUCGUACACCAUGCUUAUUCCUUGCUGAAAGUACAAAACAACCAAAUCAUGGCCAGUAGGAAUCAUUAUUAGCUUUGUAUGGCCAAAGAUGUACAUAUCGAAAUACAUGCAUAAGAAAUUGCACUUUUCCAUUCACUGAAAAUAAGUUCCAAAAUAGUGGAUAACAGUAUCAAUAGAAGUAAUGUUAGUUUGCAAUAUUAUUGCGCUUGUUGCCAAGCAAGGAAAGAAAACGCGUAACUAUUUAGAGCCUCAUAUGCCUUUUGAGGUUCUGAUAAUUUUUUAACAGCUGAAAUUUGCUUUGCAGUGGAGCAUAUAAGGUGAGUACAACAUUUCUCAGUAUGUCUAAUUUGAAACCAAGACUUUAUUACAUUUAUCCUAUCUCGAUAUGAAGAGACUAGAUCUGUUGGAUAAUUACGUAUAUUGAUUGGGAUAUUUUGUGAGUUGUUAUGCUAGUUUUAGUGUUAACAUUUUCCUAUGGAAAUAAAAAUAAAACUUCGACUUCUGUUAGCAUGUGAGAUCUUUUUGCUUAUUGUGUAUUGUGAUUUUAUGGUUGCAUGACGAGUGGUCCUCAGGCAUUACAUUUUGUGAAAACUUAAUACCCUCUAAAUACAAAAAUAAAUAUCAAAGAAUCCUUUAUAAAAAUACCAUUUUCCAAUACUCCAAACACUCGCCUAGACCAUAAUUUAUGUACAAAUGUUAAUCUUAAGUUUGUAUCUAUUUUAUGUCGUAACCCUUCUGUGUUCAUUGGAGGUCUUCCGUGCUUUCCACUUACCUAGUUACUGUAUGAACUUAUUGCCUAAACAUUGUUGCGAUUGUGUUUGAUUUAAAUAAAGGUAUAUACACCCGGGACCAAGACUAGGUAAUUUCAUAAAUAAUCAAGAUGUCAUUUGAUGGAAAUUCUACAGGGUUUUGUAAUUUAGUUCUUAGAAAUCUACAUUUACAAAGCUUUUGAAUUGAGCAUUGCGUUUUUCUAAUUGGGAAAUUAGUUCUGUUUAUGAUUCUUAAUAAUUUCAUAUUCCAAUUGAUAAAUAAUUAAGCAGCAUUUCAGUGCUAUGUUUGUUAGUAAAUUAUUAUUUUUGAGAUGUAAGGUAUGUUUUUAAUAUUGGUUAGUUUUUAAUGUAAUUUAAUAUAAUAAUAUAAUCGAUAUUUUUCUCCAGUUUUGUAAAUGGAGGUAAGUACGAGUACCUUUAUUGGUAAUA
Molecule: messenger RNA, 3107 nt
Organism: Spodoptera litura
Lineage: Eukaryota; Metazoa; Arthropoda; Insecta; Lepidoptera; Noctuidae
Gene: Cyca
Product: cyclin A
Biological process (GO): mitotic cell cycle phase transition
Molecular function (GO): cyclin-dependent protein serine/threonine kinase regulator activity
Source: RefSeq, a predicted model, not a curated record